This is a messenger RNA of Linum tenue, 6377 nucleotides long. The record is from the annotation of a GenBank genome assembly. Lineage: Eukaryota; Viridiplantae; Streptophyta; Magnoliopsida; Malpighiales; Linaceae.
GACAGGAGAGAGAAAGCAGAGCGAGAGUGAGGGAGGGAGCGCAAGAACAGCAGUAUAAAUGAGCCAAGUCUCCAACCCCAUAUUCUCGCCAUUCACAUCUCUGGGACGCAAAUCCAUUGGCUCUCUGAGUUUCGCCUUCUCCCUCCGUUCCCCCGCCACCCCAUCUCCGAUUUCCGUUCGUUUCCCCGUCUCUCCUUCUUCCCCACCACCGUUCACUCGCCUUCGCUUCACUUCCCUCAGAACAAUGGCGUCCCACAUUGUUGGUUAUCCUCGCAUGGGGCCCAAGAGAGAGCUCAAGUUUGCUUUGGAAUCUUUCUGGGAUGGCAAGAGCAGUGCUGAAGACCUGCAGAAGGUUUCAAAGGAUCUCAGGUCAUCAAUCUGGAAGCAGAUGGCUGAAGCAGGCAUCAAGUAUAUUCCCAGCAAUACAUUUUCAUACUAUGAUCAUGUGUUGGACACCACAGCAAUGGUUGGGGCAGUUCCUCCUAGAUACGGCUGGAAAGGUGGUGAGAUUGGAUUUGAUGUAUACUUCUCCAUGGCCAGGGGUAACGCCUCUGUUCCUGCUAUGGAAAUGACCAAGUGGUUUGACACCAACUACCACUACAUUGUGCCUGAGUUGGGACCAGAUGUUAAAUUUUCAUAUGCAUCGCACAAAGCCAUUGACGAGUACAAAGAGGCUAAAGCUCUUGGAGUCGACACAGUGCCAAUUCUUUUAGGACCUGUUUCUUACUUGCUGCUUUCGAAACCUGCAAAGGGUGUUGAUAAGAGCUUUUCUCUUCUUUCCCUGCUAGACAAAGUCAUUCCAGUUUACAAGCAAGUUGUAUCCGACCUAAAGUCAGCUGGUGCUACCUGGAUUCAGUUUGAUGAGCCCAAGCUUGUGAUGGAUCUUGAAGCACACGAACUGAAAGCAUUUACUCUUGCUUACUCAGAACUCGAAACAUCCCUUUUUGGUUUGAACGUUCUGAUCGAGACAUAUUUUGCUGAUGUUCCAGCAGAGGCCUAUAGUGUUCUCACAUCUUUGAAGGGUAUUACUGGGUUUGGGUUUGACCUUGUGCGUGGAGCCAAGACCAUUGAUCUGAUUAAAGGUGGAUUCCCUUCUGGAAAAUACCUAUUUGCUGGUGUUGUGGAUGGAAGGAACAUCUGGGCUAAUGAUCUUGCUGCUUCUCUUGACGUUCUUCAUUCUCUUGAGGGCAUUGUUGGUAAAGACAAGCUUGUUGUUUCCACAUCCUGUUCUCUUCUACACACUGCCGUUGAUCUAGUCAAUGAGACCAAGUUAGAUAUAGAGAUCAAGUCAUGGUUAGCAUUUGCAGCUCAAAAAGUACUUGAAGUAAAUGCCUUGGCCAAGGAACUUAGUGGUCACAAAGAUCAGCCAUUCUUCUCGGCUAAUGCUUCUGCUCUUGCUUCGAGAAAAUCCUCUCCAAGGGUGACAAAUCAGUUUGUGCAGAUUGCUGCUGCUGCAUUAAAGGGCUCUGACCGCCGCCGACCCACUGCUGUGAGUGCUAGACUGGCUGCUCAGCAAAAGAAAUUAAACCUUCCGAGUCUUCCCACAACUACCAUUGGUUCUUUCCCACAGACCAUGGAUCUUAGGAGGGUCCGCCGUGAAUACAAAGCUAAGAAGAUUUCUGAGGAUGAUUAUGUUAAGGCCAUCAAAGAGGAAAUUAACAAAGUUGUUAAGAUCCAAGAAGAACUCGACAUAGAUGUUCUGGUGCACGGUGAACCAGAAAGGAAUGACAUGGUUGAGUACUUUGGUGAGCAAUUGUCUGGCUUUGCCUUUACAGCUAAUGGCUGGGUUCAGUCUUAUGGUUCUCGUUGUGUUAAGCCUCCAAUAAUUUAUGGUGAUGUGAGCCGCCCUAAGGCCAUGACAGUCUUCUGGUCAAGUACUGCCCAAAGUAUGACCAAACGACCCAUGAAAGGAAUGCUUACUGGACCGGUCACCAUUUUGAACUGGUCCUUUGUUAGAAAUGACCAGCCCAGGCAUGAGACAUGCUACCAAAUUGCACUUGCCAUCAAGGAUGAGGUUGAGGAUCUUGAGAAGGCUGGAAUAAAUGUCAUCCAGAUUGAUGAGGCUGCUUUGAGGGAGGGGUUGCCUCUAAGGAAGUUGGAGCAUGCUUUCUAUUUGGAUUGGGCUGUCCACUCAUUCAGGAUUACCAACUGUGGCGUCCAAGAUACUACCCAGAUCCAUACCCACAUGUGCUACUCAAACUUUAAUGACAUCAUUCUUUCAAUCAUCAACAUGGAUGCGGAUGUAAUUACAAUCGAGAACUCCAGAUCUGAUGAGAAGCUUCUCUCGGUCUUCCGUGAAGGAGUCAAGUAUGGUGCAGGCAUUGGCCCUGGUGUAUAUGAUAUUCACUCGCCUAGGAUCCCGUCCACUGAAGAAAUUGCAGACCGUGUUAGGAAGAUGCUUGCUGUCCUCGAGAGCCACGUCCUCUGGGUCAACCCUGAUUGUGGUCUCAAGACCCGCAAGUACGAUGAAGUCAAACCUGCCCUCAGCAAUAUGGUUGCUGCUGCUAAGCUCCUGAGAGCUGAGCUUUCAAAGGCCAAGUGAGAAAGUUUGGUCUCAAGUGGUGGAAGAGUGUUGCUGAAGCUCUCCAAUAUGUUUGUGAAGCUAAAGAAAAUUUAUGUAUUAAAGCUGGAAUAAUGAGCUUGUUUUUCUCUCUCUUGACGAGAAAUGCAUUUCUUCUCCUCUUUUCUCUUUCUCUUCUCACUUCUAGGGUUGUGCGGUUAUGUAAUGUCAUUCAAGGAUUUUGUCCCUGAAAAAUGAAAAAUGUGAUUUUCAUUCUAUCCCCUGUUUUAUCAGGGUGUGUUGUUCCUUGAAUUAAUUGUUGGCUUGAUUUCUCUGAUGCCGUUGUCUUUCUCAUAAGCAGAUCUUGUUCAGGGAAAGAGAUUUUCCAGACCCUGAAUACAUAAAUGACUCCAUGAGAUGCAGAACUGUAAGAAUGUAUCUUUUAAUGAAUUAUAUCGGUUCAUCUGUUCUUUUGUCUUCAUUUUGGAUGGCAAAUUAUUGUAUCAUAAGUCUAUUUUGUUCUUCUUUCGGUGGCAUCCAAGUUGUAAGGGAAUACAGGAUCAUGCAUCAUCUGAGGCAGCUCUGGCACUGGGACUUCAAACUUGAGAUACUGGAUUACUUGAGCAGCUGAGGGCCUUUCGCUGUCAGUAGGCAUCCAGAAUAUUCCCAGUUUUGUGAUGUGCCCAUACCUCUUUCACCAAGAGCAAAGGAUCACCUUCUCUGUAAUUCCUCUGCCCACAAGCAAGUUCCAGGCCCACAACCCCAAAGCUGAACACAUCAGCAGUUUUGCUUGCCUUGCCAUCUGCCAGGUAUUCAGGGGCCACAUAGCCAUGAGUCCCCACAGGAUUCGUCCUCUCUAUUGGAAACUGAGUGUCUAUGUGUUUGGCGAUCCCAAAGUCACCUAGCUUUGCUGUGAAAUCCAUGUCAAGUAGUAUGUUCUCUGGCUUAAUAUCUCUAUGAAGGACACAUUUCUCAACCUCUUCAUGUAGAUAGUGGAGGGCUGAGGCCAAGCCAAGGGCUAUGCUGUAUCUCAAGUUCCAUUGCAGGGUUCUGCCAUUACCGAAGAGAUGAGAAUCAAGGCUGCCAUUAGUCAUAUAUUCAUAGACAAAUCCCCGGAGUUUCCUGAUUGUGCAUGGAUUCUCUUCACUGCAAUUUGGAGGUCUAAAUCGCUCAAGUGUCCUCUGUAAACGAGUCCUGAACCUCCCUCACCUAGCCUUCUUUCAUCUGCAAAUCCAUUUGUAGCUGCAGAAAGCUCUGCAUAAGAAAAUUUCUUUGGUAAAGCUCUUCUCUCCAAAUCGGUAUUCAAAGAAACGGCUGACUUUCCGUUGGUUUUCUUCCUGGAUUUCCACUUCAUCAGUAGAAACAAAAACAACCCACCGCCAAACAAAAGAGAACAGAGAGAAACCACUGUAGGCACUAAGAAAUGCGACUUUUUGGACCGGUGAUGAUCAUUCUGGGGUGGAACUAGCGUCGCUUUUGGUGUGGGUGCCGGUGCUGGUUCUGGUGGUGUUACUACUCGUGGUUCUAAGGUGGAGUUGAAUGUCCAAAAAUUGACGAAGUGUUUCUCUGUACCUUCUCCCGUUGACCCUGAGAAUCCCACUGUAACCCACUCAGGAAGAACCUCCGUCAGAUCAAUAUGAUGAGUAAGUGAAGAUUCUGGCCUGAAAACUGGUUUUUUCUCAUAUGCCCAGAACACUGUCAGGUUCUUGAUUGUAGCAUUGUAAGUAAUCAAGAUCUGAAUUCCGCCUUCAGUUUCGUUGUCUCUAUCCCAUUUGGUUGUAGCUGCUGAUCUGAUGGAGUUGUUAUUGAUCCCAAUGUGCUCAGUUUCCGGAUCCCAAGUGUUCACAUGUGUAUCAAACUCCACCAUAACCACAGGACUGGGAGUGUAAGGAUUGAAAUUUGAUGAGUUCAUCAAUGCCAGGUAUUUACACGAGUUUGGCGGGAUCGGGUACCCCACUGGAGCAAGGAAAAAGGCUAUCCCUUCAGCGUAGUCGUUGCCUUCGAGACCGACAGUGGUGAUCGAGAACCGGGUUGUGAAAUCUGUAAUUGUCUUGGUGGAGUUGUCCCAUAAAUAGAGGGGGUCAAUAUAAGUGGCCCGGGCAACACUGCAAGGCUCAUCUAGCUCGUUGAGUUGAAAAGCUACAGACAAGGACUGAGCAUCACCUUGAUAGGCUAACAGGUCUCCAUCAGGGCCAAAAUCUGUGAGGUUGAAGAAUAAUGGGUUGGCGAGGUGAAGAAGAAAGUUGAGAACAAUAACGAUAUGAAUGAGGCAGUUGCUCUUCAUCUGGUGAAGCUGAGCUGAAUUGACAAAUGUAGAAGGUUUUGAUAUGGUUCAUAAUGAGAUGGAGACUUCAUGAUCUGAUGUAUUGGUGAGUCAGAGAAGAAAUUGGAAAACAACAGUGAUGCGGAUGAUAUGAUGAUUCUUCAUCAUUCUGAAACUUAACUGAAUUGACAGAAGGGAGAGGUUUUGAUUUGGUUGGAUUACCUGAUUCUCCCAAAGAGAUGAGAUUUAUUAAUCUCAAUCUCAAGCACACCUAGAUACAUGGGUGAGUUCAAUGCAGUUUUAACACCUUGGAGACUCAGCCCCGUGCUUGGCUCUCUUUCUUAGAGAUUGCAUGGAGGAAACGAAAACAGAAUUGCAGCACAGCUUGGAUUGCAUGCAGAAAUUUAAUCUGCAGGAAUUGUGCCAGAAGAAGAGAUGGGCUUUGCCAAGGUACUCUGCAAUGAAAGAUGGCCCAGAUCACAGUCCUCGCUUCAAGGCCUCUGUUUCCAUCGAUGGCCUCUCCUUCCACUCUCCUCCUUCAUGCAACUCCUUCAAACAAGCUCAGAAUGAAGCUGCCCAAGCUGCCUUCCGCCACUUCACUUCACCACCUCCGAGUUCUGAAGUACCAAGAGAUAGGCAUCACGAUCAGAAUGCUUUCAAUUCUGGAAAUGGCACUCUUGAGGUCCUUCAGGAUGGUGAAUCUGUAGCUGGGUUUUACAAGAAUCUGUUGAAGGAGCUAGCUCAGAGAGAAAGGCUCCCCCUGCCAGUUUACAACACUAUGAAGACUGGUUCCCCACAUCUUCCCACCUUCUUUUCCUCCUUGGAAGUGGGUGCAGAGAAAUUCCAAGGUGAAGCAGGGAAGUCCAAGAAGGAAGCCGAGAUGAAUGCUGCUAAGAUUGCCUACACCACUUUGAAACUCGCUUCCAACAAAUCUCUUGCACCCGAUUCUGUUGAAACUGAAGGUUGGAAAGAAGAGGUUAAAGAAGUAAUAAACUUGACAUCAGCUGAAGCAUCAAGGAGUUCUGAAGGAGUAGUCACAAAGAAGCAAGAGCUCUCCAAUUACUCCCACUCCCAGCUUGUGAACUCAGCAGUGCAAAUCCCUUUCCCUUCUUCCAUUGCCAGCCAACCGAAGAAAGCAAGGAGUGAGUUGAUCCUCAACAAGGUCAGGGUCUAUUCCUCAUACCCAGAUAUUGAAUUCCCUCGAGGAGUUACAGUCAUGCCAUUUGGUGACGACCGAUGGGUUGCUAUCAGCUUGGAGCUCCCUGAUCAACUAGCAUAGUGUUAGUUAUUUGAUAAUUACCUUUCAUGUCUUUUGACCACCAUCUCCAUCUCUCUAGCAUUGAAGUUAAGAGUAUCUAUCAUUCUACUUCUAUGCCCGUUGAAUUAUAUCACCUAGUAGCUGUUAGUCUGCGGUUUCGCUGCCAAGUAUAAAUGCUCUGUAUUAGACCAUAUCUGAAGAUGAAAGAGGGGGUUCUUAAGCUAGUCAUUUUGAGUUCAUCAGGAUCUGGGCACAAAUGGCUGGUGCAACAACAAACUCAAAGUUAUGCCAAUACAUUGUAGUUUAGUUUGAAUAUGUUGAAGUCAACUGGAUUCCAGUUUAUCCAUUUCGUCCCC